UGGUAUGCGAAUACCAAUAAAAAGUGUAUGGAAAUAUAUCCAUUAUAAAAAUGAUAUAAUUAAUAUACUACUUUUCUAAAAAGAAAAUUAUGCAAUUUAAAAAAAAAAAAAUAGAGGAAGUAUAUAUUUAAUACCCCUCUAGCAUGAAGCACACUCAAGGGUAUAAUAAACGAGAUGAAAUGAAAAUUAUUUUUGAGGUACGGUAUUAAUUUUGUCAUUGAUCAUUGAUUCUUUGUAAAUAAAGACAACAUGCACACAAUUAUUGCUCAUUGGAACAUACACUUAUAAUAAAUAAAAGAAUAAUUGCAUAAUUAGCGUCACUCUGUCCACACCAUAAUAUGAUUGCCAUUAAAAAAUUAAGAGAACAAAUGUUUAACCAAGAGAAUAUACCAGCACAAAAACCACCUAUUAUUCUAGCUCUUUGUCUAAACCUUUUAUUUUGCAAAAUCUAUCUUAUUUAUAAGCCUUCCUAAUUAUCCCAUUUUUCAUACCACUUCUUUCAAAUUUCUUUCCAUCAAUAAUAUUCUUCUCCUUCAAUUACAUAUCAAAGUCAUCUUAUAAAUUAAAAAUAAAAUCAAAAACAAUUUGAAUGGUACACACAGUUAGCAACUUAGCUUCUUUCAUGCCUUCUCUACAUUUCAACAUCCCAUCUAUUGCACGUCCUAUGAAACAAGCGCAGCCCGGUCGCGCUUCCUUCAUAUUACUCCUCUCUUCUUCUUUCAGCUCUUGUAAGCAAGCUUGGUACUAUCGCUGCCUUGGCCUUGACCCUUAGACAAUUUUUUUGAAAUAAAGUCCAUAAUUUUAUCGUCCUUCCUUUUGCCUUGUUAUAAGGGUUAAUUACAAGUUAGGUGCUAUAGUAUAUACCAUUGAUCAAUAUAUAUAAGGGUUACAACGUUAUAAACAAAAAAAUGAGGAGGAAUUUAUCGGAGAAUAUGAUGACUAGCCUGUACUCCGGCGACAAACAGAAGAAGGGCAACUGCUUCGAGUGUAGCAAGGGUAGUAUCAAUGACCGCGACAACAAACGUUUGUUGGUGAUUAUCAAUGUGCUAGGAAGUGCAGGGCCUUUGAGAUUUCUAGUAAAUGAAGAGGAUGUUGUUGACGGAGUUAUUGCCACUGCUUUGAAGUUGUAUGCUAAGGAAGGUCGCCUCCCUAUAUUGGGUUCCGAUUCUACUAAAUUUCUCCUCUAUUGUUCCCAUGCUGGUUCUGAUGUUAACGACAAGUGUACAUCAAAUUUACAGCCCUAGGCACAUGGGACGAGAUUGGAUCAUGUGGAGGGAGGAACUUUGUGCUAUGCAAGAAGCCAGAGCAGCCAUCAAAUAUGAGUGAGGCAAGAUCCCAAAUGAUUUCCCAAAAACGAGGUAGGGGUUGGAGAACCUGGCUCAACAAAUCUAUGAGCAUCAAAAUAUAAAUCCAAUUCAAAGGUCAAUAUAAACUUUUUAAUUUACUUAUAUUUAUCACAAGAACUUAUUACAUCAAAAUUUAGCAUUUUUUUUAAUGCAUACAAAAAAUUAUUGUAGAAUCUAAUCGCUUAAUUGUGUUGUUUAAUAAUUAGCGGUUAAAGUAUGUACAAAAAUAAAGCUAUAUAUAUAUACGUACUCUUGUACAUUCCUAUAUUAUUAUAUUAUGUGAUAUUGUCAGUGAUUGGAAGAAUUGAUCUACCAAACUAUUAAAUUUUAUUUGAGAGAUCAGGGUUCACUUCUCAUCCUCUCGGUAAUGAGUCAUGAUUAAUGUAUCAUCGCAUUUGUCAUUGUUGUACAAAGUGUCAAAGUCUAUGAGAUUGUCGCGUUAAUUGUGUAUUAUAUAUA
Messenger RNA from Chenopodium quinoa (quinoa), 1805 nucleotides. RefSeq lists its product as uncharacterized. Bases 909 to 1244 code for a protein of 111 amino acids. The transcript has 2 exons. The record is from RefSeq and is a predicted model, not a curated record. Lineage: Eukaryota; Viridiplantae; Streptophyta; Magnoliopsida; Caryophyllales; Amaranthaceae.